UUCCACAGCAAAGCAAAAGUAAGUUUCUGCAGCUUAUCAAUUUGUUGCACUUUGUACCUGCGAUAUUGGAGCGGCUAAUCUUUCGCGUUAAGUUAAGGCAUCGCAUCCGAGCAGAAACUUGAACGUGCAGUCUAAAAUAACUUUGAACGUUGGAGCAGGCGUAACCGGAUUACCACAGAGCGAAAGAAAAUUAACCAGAAAACAUGUCUUCUGCUGGCAAACUGCGUUUCGAUGGCCGUGUGGCGGUGGUGACUGGUGCCGGUGCCGGCCUGGGCCGGGAAUAUGCCCUCCUGUUGGCCUCGCGCGGCGCCAAGGUGGUGGUCAACGACCUGGGCGGCACUCAUUCCGGCGAGGGGGCCUCACAGCGUGCCGCUGAUGUGGUCGUCGAAGAGAUACGCAAGAGCGGCGGUGAGGCGGUGGCCGAUUACAAUUCCGUCAUCGAUGGGGCAAAGGUCAUUGAGACGGCCAUCAAGGCGUACGGCCGCGUGGAUAUACUGAUCAAUAAUGCCGGCAUUCUGCGGGAUCGCAGCCUGCUGAAAACCUCCGAACAGGACUGGAACCUGGUCAACGAUGUGCACCUAAAGGGCAGCUUCAAGUGCACUCAAGCUGCCUUUGGGCACAUGAAGAGCCAAAACUUUGGCCGCAUCAUCAUGACCUCCUCGAACUCGGGCAUCUUUGGUAACUUUGGACAGGGCAACUAUUCGGCUGCCAAAAUGGGACUCGUUGGCCUGGCCAACACAGUGGCCAUUGAGGGCGCACGCAAUAAUAUCUACUGCAAUGUGAUUAUCCCGACUGCAGCCAGCCGCAUGACCGAGGGCAUUCUCCCCGAUAUUCUGUUCAAUGAGCUCAAGCCGCAGCUGAUUGCCCCAGUGGUGGCCUACCUGUGCCACGAAUCCUGCGAGGAUAAUGGCAGCUACAUCGAGAGCGCCGCUGGCUGGGCCACCAAAGUCCAGACAGUCCGUGGCAAGGGAUCUGUGCUGCGACCCUCUCUGGAAGAUCCCGUCACCAUUGAGUAUGUGAAGAAUGUCUGGUCCAAGGUGACGGACAUGUCACAGGCCAAGCAUCUCAACUCGAUGGCCGAGGCCUCGGGCUACCUGUUGGAGGUGCUCGAGAAGCUAAAGGCCGGCGAUCAGGAUGCCGUCGAGGACACUUUCACAUUCGACAACAAGGAGCUCAUCACCUACGCCCUGGGCAUCGGUGCUUCGAUCAAGAACAGCCAGGACUUGCGCUUCCUCUACGAAAAUGAUGCUGAUUUCUCUGCCAUUCCCUCGUUCUUCGUGCUGCCCGGCCUACUGCUGGCCAUGUCCACGGACAGGCUGGUGGGCAGCGCCCUGCCCAACAAUCAGGCCGACUUCACCAACAUUCUGCAUGGCGAACAGUAUCUGGAGAUUGCCGAUGAUCUGCCCACCAGUGGAACUCUGACCACGACCGGCAAGGUGUUUGAUGUCAUGGACAAGGGGUCCGGCGCUGUGGUUGUCACCAAUUGCGAUUCGUUUGACGAGAAUGGCCGCCUGGUGGUGAAGAACCAGAGCUGCGUGUUUGUGGUAGGUGCUGGAAAAUUCGGUGGCAAGAAAAAUCCCAUUGCCGGUGUGGUGCCACUGCUGCCGAAUCCCAGCCGCCAGCCAGACUCCAGCGUUCAGUACUCAACCAGCGAGGAUCAGGCCGUACUCUACCGACUCUCCGGUGACCGCAAUCCCUUGCACAUUGAUCCCCAAAUGGCACGCAUGGCAGGCUUCAAGACGCCCAUUCUGCAUGGCCUAUGCACCCUGGGCUAUUCAGUGCGUGCCGUUCUCAGCCAGUAUGCCGACAACAAUCCGGCACUCUUCAAGGCCAUCAAAGUGCGCUUCUCGGGCCCCGUGCUGCCCGGCCAGACGCUGAAGGUGGACAUGUGGCUGGAGGGCAAACGCGUACACUUCCGCACUGUGGUCGUGGAGACCGGCAAGGAGGUUAUUUCGGGGGCCUACGUCGAUCUGAAGAGCACCAAGGCCAAGUUGUAAGCAGAGCUUAGCUUACAUUUAUUAUUUCCUUCAGUUGUCGCCUUUUUUUGUUAUAUAUCUGUACAUAUGUAUGCACGAACCCCUUCCUUUGGUGGUAGCAAAUAGAAACCAUUAUAUGACCCAAUAAACUAACGACGUUUUUUAA
Molecule: messenger RNA, 2142 nt
Organism: Drosophila subobscura
Lineage: Eukaryota; Metazoa; Arthropoda; Insecta; Diptera; Drosophilidae
Gene: Mfe2
Product: peroxisomal multifunctional enzyme type 2
Exons: 3
Coding region: 204-1997 (597 amino acids)
Molecular function (GO): oxidoreductase activity
Source: RefSeq, a predicted model, not a curated record